UUCCUUUUUUGCUAAAAUGUCUUCAUUUUUAUAUUUUCUGGUAAUAAAAUGAAUGAUUAGUGGAAAACAUAUGAAAGAUUGAAUGAGUGGGGAGAAUAUAUCUUUAAUUUAUAUUUAUUAAUAUCCUCCUGGGACCUAGCGUCCAUUUAAAUGGACAUGCCAGUUUUAUGUUUCCAGUUUCGUUAAUUUAUUAUUUAAGCAGCUUAGACCUCGCGUCCACUACGUUGGACACUUCGGUGCUGCCGCCCAGUUCGAUUCGGUCGACUUUAAUUGUGCACAUAUGCUGGGAAUCAGUUGUUUGUUUUCUAUUGUGAUGGCGGCUGCACGUGGUUCUCGUUAUAAUGGAAUAUUUAGCAAUCAAAGAGUCCUUCGGCCAGGGGAAGAUGACGAAAAAUUGGAGCAAAUACUAAAAAUCAUUGAAAAUGACGACACUGACAUUAAAAUUUCUGAUGAUGAAGAAGAAAUUCAAACUAUGGAUAAUUUAAUGGGGAGAGAAGAAGAAAUAAUUAAUGAAGAACUAGUAAGCAGCAGUGAGGAGGAAGAAGAAGAAGAUAGAAUUCCUCUUAGUGUCCUGAGAGAAAACUUAAAAAUGGCCAAGCAAUCUGUGGAUCCUUUAAAGCGAAAGUCUUGGAGAAGGGAUGAUACUUUUGCACCUCCAAAUUUUGAAGGCCCCUCUAGUGAAUGCAGCGCAGAGCUCCGGUAUGAUUGGACUGCAAAAUCGUAUUUAGCCAUGUACUUUGAAGAUGAGUUAUUCCAAAAAGUGUGUGAUUGCACAAAUGCAAGGUACGUUGAACUUAAAGGAGUAUCUCUUAAUGAGAUUAAAAUUUUUUUUGGAAUAGUUUGUUUGAUGUCCUGUCUAAAAUAUCCCAAAAUCAGAAUGUACUGGGCAGAAACCACUAAAGUUUCAGCUAUUGCAGAUACAAUGACUCGAGAUAGAUUUUUUGCUAUAAGAAGUAACCUUAAAAUCGUCAUUGAUGGCAGCAUCGCUGAAGACACGCAGGUCUGACAAAUUUUGGAAAGUACGUCCUAUUAUAAAAGCAGUAUGGCAGGAGUGUUUGCAGCUACCUAGAGAGAAAGUGGUUGCUGUAGAUGAACAGAUGAUCCCAUUUACAGGGACUUGUAAAAUGAAGCAGUUCGUUAGAGGAAAGCCAAAUCCAGAGGGCUUGAAAAAUUUUGUUGUUGCUGCCCCUGAUGGUCUUGUCGUAGACUCUGAAUUAUAUCAAGGAAAAGAUACUUUUCCAGAUGAUUCUGUAAAACGACUUGGUGUUGGACCUUCUGCUGUUGUUCGCCUUGGAAGGAUAUUAUUUCCUGGAAGUCAUGUGUACUGCGAUAGAUAUUUCACGACAAUACCACUUCUCGAAUAUCUUCGUCAGCAAGAGAAAUAUUGUACUGGAACCUUUAUGAAAUCUCGUGUACCAGCGGCAGCAAAUUUAACUUCGGAAAAAAUUAUGGCCAAGAUAGGUAGAGGCAGCUCGGAACAAAUUGUAAGACAAGAUGGCGAAAUAGUAGUUGUACAAUGGUAUGAUCUGAAAUCUGUACUUUUGGCAUCCACUGCUCUAGGAAUUCAACCUAGCGAUGAGUGUAAAAGGUGGUCUAAGAAAGACUCUAAAUACAUUCAGGUUAAAAGACCUUACGUUGUUGCUAAAUACAACGAUUGUAUGAGAGGAAUAGACUUGAUAGACCGAAUAAAGCUAUUACAGAAUUCGAGCCAGAUCAAAAAAAUGGACUGUAAGGGUCAUUUUCCAUUUCUUUGAUCUAGCAAUGGCUAACUCAUGGAUUUUUUAUCGAAGAGAUAAAAAAAUAUUUAAAAUCCCUCCACGCAAAAUACAACAAUAUUUAGAUUUUAAAAUCGAAAUUGCCACUGAACUUUUGACAAAUACACCCAACCCACAAAGUGAAUCCCAAGAAAACAUCCGAGGUGUAGGUACUAGAAGAAAUCCUGAGGAAAAUAUCUUUGUCGAUUCACCGUCAUCGUCAUUAGGCACCGAAAGAAAACGGAAACAACACUUUCCAGAAAUUGCCACAGACUUAAAAAAUUCGGUUAGAUGUAAAAAUGACUCUUGUGCCAAAAAAACCGUUUUUCUGUAAUACAUGCAACACAUUUUUGUGCAUUACUGGCAACAGAAACUGUUUCAUGGAGUUCCAUAGCAAAUAAAUUUAAGUUUACAUUUAUUUUCUGCGUUUUCAUAGGUUUAGACUGAAAUGUUAUUAAAAAAAAAUAUAUAUAUUGGGAAUUUUUGUUUAAUGAGGUUCAAUGUAUCUGUCAAAGUAAGAAAAAAAAAUAAAAAAAGUUAUUAGUAAACAAUGUUUAUUUAUGUAUUUUUUAUUAUAUUUAAAAGCCUCACAACCCUAACUUAACAAAAACAUGUCCGGGUCCCAGGAGGAUAUACUAUUU
Messenger RNA from Anthonomus grandis grandis, 2395 nucleotides. RefSeq lists its product as uncharacterized. The transcript has 2 exons. The coding region runs from base 281 to 1006 and encodes 241 amino acids. NCBI's taxonomy places the organism in Eukaryota, Metazoa, Arthropoda, Insecta, Coleoptera, Curculionidae. The record is from RefSeq and is a predicted model, not a curated record. Gene Ontology annotation, molecular function: sequence-specific DNA binding.